This is a messenger RNA of Lathyrus oleraceus (garden pea), 2386 nucleotides long. Its product is annotated as protein PECTIC ARABINOGALACTAN SYNTHESIS-RELATED. The coding region runs from base 191 to 1855 and encodes 554 amino acids. NCBI's taxonomy places the organism in Eukaryota, Viridiplantae, Streptophyta, Magnoliopsida, Fabales, Fabaceae. The record is from RefSeq and is a predicted model, not a curated record. The transcript is spliced from 11 exons.
UGUGGAAAAGAAUAUAAAGAAUUGCACAAUCAAGUGGAUCUGAAUUCACAUGGGACAUCCCCAGAAAAAGAAGAAGAAAACGUUGCUCUUCUCCGUGUUAGGUACCUACUUCUUACUAAAUAAACUGCUAUCAUUACAUUACAUUAAUCAUUAAUUAUAGUGAGAGAAACAGAAACAGUGCUCCAUCUCGAUGGCGGAGCUCCGUCACUCCUCCUCAAUCGGCUCCCGAACCGCUUCUUCUCCGAUGAAGCGCGAUGGCGCCGGCGCCGGCGAUUCCUCCCCACUCAUUCCCGAAAACGACCUCUCCGACGAUGAUCGCCACUCUCCCAAGGACCGGGACCGUCCUCCCUGCUCGCAUUUUCAUCACCUUUUCUCCCACUUCACCGACGACCAUAGGGUUCCUCUUCACAACUCCAGGAUCUCUAUUUUCUUCACCUUACUUCUACUUCUCGCUGGCUUGCUCGCCCUGUUCACGAUCCUCCAUAAACUGAAUUCCCCUUACUUGUGUAAAAAAGAUGGGAUUGUUCUUCACUGUCCACAUGUCAAAGAAUCAGCAUCUCUUUGGGAAAAUCCUUACUCAUCCACAACAUCGUGGAAGCCGUGUGCUGAGCGCAGAGAUGGUGCCAUAUCAGAACUUCCUCAGGAAAAUGCAACAAAUGGCUAUAUAUUCAUUCACGCUGAAGGUGGUCUAAAUCAGCAAAGAAUUGCGAUAUGCAAUGCAGUGGCUGUUGCAAAAAUAAUGAAUGCCACUCUUAUUUUGCCUGUAUUGAAACAGGACCAAAUUUGGAAAGACCAAACGAAAUUUGAAGACAUUUUUGAUGUGGACCACUUCAUUGACUACCUAAAGUAUGAUGUGCGUAUUGUCCGCGAUAUCCCAGAAUGGUUUACUGAUAAAACAGAGCUAUUUUCUAGUAUAAGACGAACCGUGAAGAACAUUCCAAAAUAUGCACCUGCACAAUUUUACAUCGACAAUGUUCUGCCUCGCAUCAAGGAGAAAAAGAUUAUGGCUCUGAAACCAUUUGUUGAUAGGCUAGGAUAUGACAAUGUUCCUUCAGAAAUCAACAAGUUGAGAUGUAGGGUCAAUUAUCAUGCUCUGAAGUUUCUUCCCGAUAUAGAGCAGAUGGCAGAUUUACUAGCAUCAAGGAUGAGAAACCGAACAGGCAGUUCAAACCCAUAUAUGGCAUUGCAUCUUAGAUUUGAAAAAGGAAUGGUGGGCCUUUCGUUUUGUGAUUUUGUGGGGACAAGAGACGAGAAGGCUAAAAUGGCAGAAUAUAGAAAAAAGGAGUGGCCUCGACGGUAUAAGAAUGGUUCCCACUUGUGGCAAUUGGCUCUGCAGAAGCGAAAGGAAGGGCGUUGCCCUCUAGAGCCUGGCGAAGUGGCUGUUAUUCUUCGGGCUAUGGGCUAUAUGAAGGAAACUCAAAUUUACGUAGCUUCUGGACAAGUUUAUGGUGGACAGAAUCGGAUGGCUCCUCUAAGGAAUAUGUUCCCUAAUCUGGUUACAAAGGAGGAGUUGGCAACUAAAGAGGAGUUAGAUGGUUUCCGAAAGCAUGUGACGAGCCUUGCAGCUCUUGAUUUCUUAGUGUGCUUGAAGUCAGAUGUAUUUGUGAUGACCCAUGGAGGCAAUUUUGCUAAGCUGAUAAUUGGGGCCCGAAGAUACAUGGGUCACCGGCUAAAGUCAAUUAAGCCUGACAAAGGACUAAUGUCCAAGUCUUUUGGGGAUCCGUACAUGGGUUGGGCUCCUUUUGUAGAAGAUGUAAUUGUGACUCAUCAGACACGGACGGGAUUGCCAGAAGAGACUUUCCCUAACUACGACCUGUGGGAGAACCCUCUGACUCCUUGCAUGUGUAAAGCCUGACCAUAGCUGUUUUUAUUGAUGCUUUACACUGGGACUUUCACAUUUCCAAGAAUUAUACCAUCUAAGUUAUGAGUUCUAUAUAUCUCUAUGGUAAAGUGAAAACAUGGUCCGUGGUUAAUUCACCGAGGUAGGAGUGGCAGUAAAUAGAGAUUUGGAGACGAGGUAAUGGCUUGCAGGAAAUGAGGUUCGAUUGUUGGUUAUUAUUUUAAAGAAUAGAUUUCCUACUAUUGAGGGUUGUCCUUGCCGAGAAACCUGGUGGUUUUUUUCUUUUCAUCUAACAUGUAGGCUGUAGCAAUACCUCAAGUCCACUUUUCUUCCUCUUGAAAAGAAACUGACCGAUUUUUUAAAUUGAGAAAAAGUGCAAAUUGUUGAUGAAUUAAAUGUUGUUGAGUUCCUUUUGUUGUUCAAAAGAUUAUUUAUGUAAGAGCCCUUAGCUGUAAAAUGUUAGGGCGAAUAGCAUAUACUAUAUGUUGGCCAAAAAAAUGGGAAACAUUUGAAUAUGUCCUUCAGCCAAAAAGUUGUUGGCAAUCA